GCGGGCGGCGGUGACGCCAUCGCGGCGCGCGGCGGGGCGGGGCGGGGCGGGCGGCGCGGCAUGGCGGCGGCGGGUGCUGCGCGGAAGCGGCGGCCCAAGGCGCACUUCGCGGCGGCGGCGCGGGCCAAGCGCGCCCGCGGCGGCGGCGGGCGGCAGCUGGAGGCCGGCAUGCGCGGCAUCCUCAUCACCUGCAACAUGAACGAGCGCAAGUGCGUGGGGGAGGCCUACAGCCUCCUGGGCGAGUACGGGGACCUGCUGUACGGGCCCGAGCAGUUUUCAGACCAAGAGGAGCGGCUGUCUGGGAGCGAAAGGGAAGAGGAGGAGGAGGACGACGACGACGACGUUGAGGCGGCCCUGAAGAAGGAGGUGGACCAGAUCCGCGCCUCCACGGAGCAGAAGCUGCGGCGGUUCCAGUCGGUGGAGAGCGGCGCCAACAACGUCGUCUUCAUCAGGACGCGGGGCAUAGAGCCUGAGAACCUGGUGCACCACAUAUUAAAGGAUAUGCAUACCACUAAAAAGAAGAAAACAAGAGUGAUUCUGCGCAUGUUACCCAUUUCUGGAACUUGCAAAGCUUUUAUGGAGGAUAUGAAAAAAUACACGGAAACGUUUUUUGAGCCUUGGUUUAAAGCCCCUAAUAAGGGUACUUUUCAGAUUGUUUACAAAGCUCGUAAUAACAGUCAUAUGAGUAGGGAAGAAGUAAUUAAGGAAUUGGCAGGAAUUGUGGGCAGCCUCAAUCCAGAAAAUAAAGUGGAUCUUAAUAACCCACAGUAUACUAUUGUGGUGGAAAUAAUAAAAAACGUCUGCUGCUUGAGUGUGGUGAGAGACUAUGUUCUAUUCAGAAAAUACAAUCUACAAGAGGUGGUGAAGAGCAACAAAGAAGAUGCACAGCAAAAGCCAUCAAGUGUGACAGAAGAAACAAACUCAAAGGUAGUAAAACCAGAAGCGGAGGAGGAGAACUCAAAAGAAGUAACACAAGAGAACAAGAAUGAGGGUGAACUAGAAACGAAGCCCAAGGGGAAUGGUAUGCUGACAGCGUAAAAAAAUAUGGUAGAAGGGGAAGAUAAACAGAAAGGAAACCUAUUUUAAAAAAAAAAAAGAAAAGCUGCCCUAGAGUUCUGAAAGGGCUUUUUAAAAAGGAGAAUGGGUUUUCAUUUGAAAACUUUUUUUUUAAAUCCAGAUGUGUAAGAAUUUUAAUGCUCACUAUAUCUGCAGGUGGAGCUGGCAUUAUUGCAGACAUAAGUGCUCAAAAGAGAAAGGUGAAACUUGCUGUCAUUUUUCUACACCUUUGUCCUGCAUUGCCUUUACCAAGCACAAAAAGCACGUGUGUGUGCAUGCAUACAUAAAUGUGGUCAACCUGGUGUACACUGACUCUCCUUUAUUGUAUCUGAUGACUACAGAAAUCAAAAGGCAGUGCAGAAUCAGCCCUAGCAGGAUGCACUGACAGAAGUGAGAGAUCUGGAAAAGACAGUUGCUUGCAGAAGAUUUUUAGGGAAGCGGGUGAUCUGACAGUUUGAGCAACUGCAGAACUUGCAUAUAUUUUUGUAUGUGAACAGAGCAAGAUAAAAUUCCUGAUCCUUCCCUGUAUGAUGAAGGGAUAUAUAUAUAUAUAUAAAAAUAUAUAUAUACACACACAUCUUUCUACAAGGAUAUACUAAGUCUUGAAAGUAUAUGGGAAGAACUGCUAUGAUUAAAAUACUUGAAUAGUGUGAGAGAAUUUACAAUAAUAGAAUUGUGUUCUAGAACAGUGGGAGUACAGUGCAGGCAUUGCAAAGAAUUUUAGCAAAAACUACAUGUGUGUUUAUCUUAGCUGUGUAUGCAGCAGUUACUGGCUCAUAGCAAAUGAUCAAUGUAGUUGCUGAACAGAAUCCUUUCGAGUAAUUUCCUGCAAAGAGCCUUUUGCUGCUCUUUCCAAAGACAGAAUCAAUGGGGGUGGGGGUUGGAAUAGUUUUUUCUGUUUUUUUUUUCUUAGGUCUCAAAACUUGAAUUUAAAUAUUGGUUGGAAAUUUCUUAUGAAGGAAGCUUACUAUUAUACCAUAUUGGAUGGGGUGGGGGCAGGGGUAAUUUUUGGUUAUAGUUUUAGCUUUAUAGUACUAAUUUUGUUUCACACUGGAAAUGAUGUCUGUCAGUGUGUGUUUCCAUUGUCAGCAGCUUUUUGGAUAUCCCGGUGAAUUUAAAAAAACAACCAAAAUAGUGUAGCUAUAAUCUGCUUUCCAAUAGGGUUUGGAGUAUGCUUUCUAUACAACUGUCGAGCUUCAGUAUUUCAUUUCUAGCAUAAAAACCUGUGGGUUGUAAAUGGAAAAAGACUUGUCUUGAAGAACACCAUGUGUUACUUGUCUUGGUUUAAUGAAAAGGAUGUGUUCAAGUCACUCAACAGUGUUUCUUUUAUAAUUUCCUCUUCUCUCAAAAUUGUUUUAGAAGUUGGAAAAUUAAGAGGACUUUUUCCCUACUCCUGCCACUUCCCCUCCAUUUAUUAAAACUCUGCUUUCUUACUUC
Molecule: messenger RNA, 2493 nt
Organism: Dromaius novaehollandiae (emu)
Lineage: Eukaryota; Metazoa; Chordata; Aves; Casuariiformes; Dromaiidae
Gene: THUMPD1
Product: THUMP domain containing 1
Exons: 4
Coding region: 61-1038 (325 amino acids)
Biological process (GO): tRNA modification
Molecular function (GO): RNA binding
Source: RefSeq, a predicted model, not a curated record